AGUUUAACUUGACAUUUAAAUAACCAACUGUCAAAGUCACACAAAAAGUCAAAACAUUGUAGUUGCAGAGCAUGCGAACACACGUUGGAUUUUUUUAACAAUACUCGACAUAAACUCAUUAAGUGUACUAUACGUUAUCACAUAAAACCUAAAAAUGGCGAAAAAAGGCAAACCAAAGAUAAGUAAAAUAAAAAGGAACAACCACACAACGAAUAAAAUGAAAAAACAGGGUAAAUUAAAGCUCCAGAGGCACAGGACGAAGGUGCAAAAACAGAAACAGCCGGUGAAGGAGACACCAGAAUAUAGCAGUGACAGUGAGUCCUCGAGUAACGAGUGGGCGGACAUGUUGGAUGAGGAGGAACAGCAAUACAUAGUGAAUAGACUGGCCAAGCAACCCAAUCUGCUGUCAAACAUCCCAGAAAAAGAAGACAAUAAGAGAGGAUCUAAACGCAAGAAAGACAAAGAACGCUUACCCAAAGUGAAGAAGCCAAGAACUGAAAAUAGUAUGGAUGACAACAUUGGAUCGUCCGAUGACUCUGACAGUGAAGUGGAAGUCAAAUAUGAGAAGGACCUGGCACAGCGGCCCGUGAAGAAGAUGAGAUCACUGCUGCCCAUUAAAACCAAGGAUGGCCUGGUGGAGAGAACUGAGGAGUGUGACGACUCUGAUACGGAGUCGGCAGAGGAAGAUCAGGCAGGUGUCGAUGAUGAAGUAGAAAAAGCAGCUGUUGAAUCAGGCUCGGAACAUGAUUCAGAUGAAGAGACGAUGGAAAAGUCAGAAGAUAACGAGGAGAAAGAGAUUACUACUGUUGAACUGCUAGCAGCCAGGCGGGACCGACUGAGGCAUGAGAAGUUAAGGAUCGGAGCACUCUGUUCGUCACUGUUGGAGAGCCCCGAAAAGAAGCUUAAAAACCUCUAUCCAAUCUUGUAUCUGAUGGACGAGCACUUGAAAGAUGGCACCGCCAACCUGGUGUCAGUCCGUAAGCUGGCCUCCUUGUCUGCUGCGGAGGUGUUCAGAGACAUCCUGCCCGAGUACAAGCUCCGGCAUCAGGACUACAGCGACGUUAAAUUGAAGAAAGAUACUCUGUCACUAUACAAAUAUGAAAAGGAACUGCUGGAGUUCUACAAGAGAUACCUCCAGAGAUUGGAGAAAGCAGCCAGCGUACUGAGACCCAAGAAAGGAGAUAAACGUAAACCCGAUGACCCUCGGGUCAGUCUUGGCCUGCUGUCGAUCAAGUGUAUGUGUACCUUGUUAGUGGCGAGACCUAACUUCAACUACGCCACCAAUAUAGCUCAGAGUGUGAUCCCGUUCCUUGACACCACACCGGAGGCAAGAAACACUGUCACCGAAGCCUGCACCGACGUGUUCAAGGAGGACAGUAAAGGAGAGAUCACAUUGGCUAUAGUUCGUCUAAUAAACCAGCUCGCUAAACGGCGAGGCUCCCGGCUGAACCCCGCGGCCUUGGACUGUUUGUUACAGCUGAAGAUACAGGACGUGGAGCUGGACGAGGAACACGACCUCAAGAUGAAGAAGAAAACGGAAGAGAAGAAGAAGAAGAGGAUCGUCAACCUGUCCAAGAAGGAAAAGAAGAGAGCUAAGAAGUUGAAAGAGGUCGAACGAGAACUUCUAGAAACAGAAGCCAAGGAGAGCGAGUCGGCGAGGAGGAAACAGCUGACGGAAGUUACGAAAACCGUCUUCCAUAUAUACUUCCGGUUACUGAAGAGCUCUCCCACCACUGGCCUACUCAUCGCGGCUUUGAACGGGAUCGCCAAGUUCACGCACGUCAUCAACCUGGAGUACUACUCGGACCUGGUGUCUAUCUUGUCUGGUCUGGUGCGAUCGUCCGCCGACCGCUCCACCCGGCUGGUGGUGGUGGGGACCGUGCUGGCUGUCCUGGCCAAGGCCGGAGACGCUCUCAACGUGGACCCCGCCGUCUUCCACACACACCUGUAUCAGGACAUGCUGGCCGUACACGCCGGUUGUUCGCGGUCGGAGACGGCCACGGUGGUGGAGUGUGCGAGCGCGGUGUGCCAGAGACUGAGGAGGGUGUCGUGCGGCGUGCUGAGGGCGCUGGCCAAGAGAUUGCUGACCAUGUCCUCGCACGGACAACACCACGCCGCGCUCGCCUCACUCGCGCUCGUGUGGACCAUCAUGCAGCACAACAAGCACGUGUCCGCCUUGUUCGAGGCGGAGUGUGCGGGCUCGGGUAGGUUCGACCCGCUGUCGCCGUCCCCCGAGCACUGCGGGUCGCACGCCGCCCUCGGGUACGAGGGACCCAUCCUGACCUCCCACUACCACCCGGUGGUGCGCGCCGCCGCCACCGCGCUCCUCCAGAGAGGAGGCUGGCCUCAGGAGUUACACGGACUCACCCCGAUGCAAAUCUUCGAUCAGUACGACUGUUCCCAGCUGUGUUUCAAGCCGGCCAUUCCUCCGCCCAAGCCCCGCGACCUCACCAAGCCGAAGACCUCCCAGACCUGGGCCAGGCCGGACUUCAAGACCUACUGCGAGACCGUAGAAGACAAUCUAAAUAUGGACAUCGACAACUUCAUAGAAAGAUGAUUACAAUAAAUAGUCAAAUCUUA
Danaus plexippus (monarch butterfly) is the source of this 2580-nucleotide messenger RNA. RefSeq names its product nucleolar complex protein 3 homolog (gene Noc3). The record is from RefSeq and is a predicted model, not a curated record. Bases 155 to 2557 code for a protein of 800 amino acids. Gene Ontology annotation, cellular component: nucleolus. The transcript is spliced from 13 exons. Gene Ontology annotation, biological process: DNA replication initiation. Gene Ontology annotation, molecular function: chromatin binding. NCBI's taxonomy places the organism in Eukaryota, Metazoa, Arthropoda, Insecta, Lepidoptera, Nymphalidae.